Molecule: messenger RNA, 828 nt
Organism: Echinops telfairi (small Madagascar hedgehog)
Lineage: Eukaryota; Metazoa; Chordata; Mammalia; Afrosoricida; Tenrecidae
Product: stromal membrane-associated protein 1-like
Exons: 1
Biological process (GO): regulation of clathrin-dependent endocytosis
Molecular function (GO): GTPase activator activity
Source: RefSeq, a predicted model, not a curated record
AAACCUCUUACAACUGAAAAGCUGCAGAAGAAGGAAGAUCAGCAAUUGGAACUUAAAAAAAGUACUAGCCUUAAGAAAACCACAGAGCCCACUGUGGAUCUUUUAGGACCUGAUGGCCCUGCUGAAGCACCAGUAACCAAUGGGAACACAACCACGAUGCCAGCCCUGAGUGAUGACCCGGACAUCUUUGGACCAAUGAUCUCGAAUCCCUUGCCUCCAGGUCAGGGGACGUCCACUGGACCAGUAGCUGCCCCCGUGUCUACAGUAACAUCUGGUGAUCUGGAUCUAUUCACUGAACAAACCACAAAAUCCGAAGAAUCCACAAAGAAACAGCUCUCCAAAGAUUCCAUCUUAUCUCUGUAUGGUACCGGGACCAUUCAGCAGCAGACUACGCCUGGUGUGUUUAUGGGGCCCACAAAUAUACCAUUUACCUCACAAGCACCAACUGUAUUUCAAGGUUUUCCAGCAAUGGGAGUUCCUGUGUCUGCAGCUCCUGGCCUUAUGGGAAAUGUAAUGGGACAGAGCACAAAUAUGAUGGUGGGCGUGCCCAUACCUAAUGGGUUUAUGGGGAAUGCACAAACUGGUGUGAUGCCACUUCCUCAAAAUGUUGGCGGAAUGGCUGCGUCCCAGAGUAAGUUCGGUGUGCCGCAAGCUCAGCAGCCCCAGUGGAGUCUCUCACAGACGAACCAGCAAAUGGCUGGCCUGGGUAUCACCGGUGCAAACCCCACAGUGGGCUUUGGCCAGCCCCCCAGCACGACGGCAGGAUGGCCUGGCAGCUCAUCGGGUCACACUCUCAGCACACAGCUUUGGAAAUGAAAAUGCAAUACA